GUCACACUGCUAUUGUAAAUUGUAAACAAAGUGAAGUUGAUAAGAAAAAUGGUUUGCGAGAAGUGUGAGGCCAAAUUGUCCAAAGUAUCUGCCCCAAAUCCUUGGCGAACUAGCACCGCUCCCGCUGGGGGCCGGAAAAUCAACGAGAACAAAGCGCUAUCAUCGGCACGCGAGAGGUACAAUCCCAUAGGCACCACUUUGGCACCUUGCCGGAUUUGCCGGCAAAAGGUGCAUCAGAUGGGAGCCCACUACUGUCAGGCGUGCGCAUACAAAAAGGCCAUCUGCGCCAUGUGCGGCAAAAAGAUCCUGAACACCAAGAACUACAAGCAGAGCUCAACGUGAUGUCUUUUAUCAAAGGAUACGCUUAAGCCUAAACUAGCCAUAGACAAACGAAUUAUAAUAAUAAUAAGCCCAG
Drosophila serrata is the source of this 415-nucleotide messenger RNA. Its product is annotated as cysteine-rich PDZ-binding protein. The record is from RefSeq and is a predicted model, not a curated record. Gene Ontology annotation, biological process: cytoplasmic microtubule organization. Lineage: Eukaryota; Metazoa; Arthropoda; Insecta; Diptera; Drosophilidae. Gene Ontology annotation, cellular component: dendrite. Gene Ontology annotation, molecular function: microtubule binding; PDZ domain binding.